AAUACGACAUUCUUCAGGUCGCUCAGACCCACAAGAGUCUCUACUCAGCAGGGAACUAGCACCCUCACCACCACCUGAUGCGUGAAACUAUACCCUCUUGGCAAGCCUAGUCCGUGCUAUCGCUCAUCCCAGAGGAUGGAACGAUCAGCUACCCCAGGCCCGGGUGUCAAACAACCCCAUUUGCCUAAUAAGUCGGUCAACUCGACGGCAAAUCAAAAUCAGGGACAAGAUGUCGUCUCUUCCGCCUCUCUGUCUUUUGCACAGCGAAAAGUCCAACUGUCACGACCUUUAAAGACCAGUAUCGUGGAGGGUAACAAUGUAAUAAGGGACAUUGAACGGCCCCCUCCUGGAGAUAUUAUGAGCAGCCGCCGCAAAUCGCAACUUCAGCCCGGGCUGGCGAAGAAGAGAAGCGCAUACUACGAGAAUGAGUUCUCGGUCGGGCGAGAAGCCGAUCCCACAAAAGACAGAGUACGAAAUGAAGCUAUCGUCCUCGCAGAGUUACGGACGAAUGUUAUGAUACAAGACGAGUUUACCUUCAUCACUGAUCUUUCGUACCAACUGUCCAAUCGGUAUCAGAGGUCCAUGUCAUCCAUUGUCAUCAACCUUCAGCAUGGGUGUUGCAUGAUGUUUGGCGGCUCUUUCGAUCCUGCAUAUACCCUGACAGUCUUUGCAUUGCCGAGCCUGGUUCAACCGACCACGAACAAGAGAAACGCAGCCCUUAUCCAGAGUCACUUACAGGAAAGUCUCGGUGUUGCGCCCUCCAGAGGAUACGUGCGGUUCGUUGCGACGCCGGAAGAGGACGUCGCCUGUGCCGGCAAAACACUGGCUGGUGAGAUGGACGAGUUGGAGAGGGCUUUAAAUGGCCAUCACGAACCCGGACGUGAGUCCUUGAAGCCAUCGAAAAACAGCAAAAGGCUUAGUGUGCGCGUAAGUCAUGCCAUCACUAACAACAAGUCUUUUGCGACUUUGCGACCGUCUACGCCUGGAAACAUUAGAGCCGACCCUCUGCCAACACCACCAGCUAGCACAGAUGAAACUCCUAUGAUCACAACAGCAAUGUCAGAGCAUCCUCCCACACCGCCAGCGGAUCCACCGCAGGACCAGAAGCCUACCAGGACAGCAGCUCGUAGGAAGAGCUUCGUCACGGCUUUGUUUGGCGGCAAGACUUCAAGUAAGGCGCGCUGUCCAAAGACAUCUUCAGCUUCACCUGCUCUGUAGUCAUCUGUACUGCACUUCGCUCUAUUGAUACCAUCCAUGUAGCAUGAGAUCAAGAAAUAGUCUGAUCGGCGAAAAAUAUACAGAUCGCCAUAAUGCAUUGUUUCCUAGCUAUGUUUGCUUGAGCUAGCAUUGCACAUUGAUAGAUAUUUCAUCAUCAGUUGCCCGUACUCAUUUCACUCUCGGUGUAGCUCAAACAAUGAUUGUAGUGGGUGCCCCUUUGUCAAGCUGUGGUUAACGGCGGCACAUAGUAUAUGUCCAGGCAUGAGGACUAAUUCAGGUAUGUAACACGGAAUAAGCAUGAAGAGAAAGCCUGGUAUCAAUGUGCCGUUUGAAUGUGCAAUGAAUAAU
This is a messenger RNA of Truncatella angustata, 1566 nucleotides long. Its product is annotated as Tautomerase/MIF superfamily. The record is from RefSeq and is a predicted model, not a curated record. The transcript has 3 exons. Bases 136 to 1218 code for a protein of 360 amino acids. Gene Ontology annotation, molecular function: phenylpyruvate tautomerase activity. NCBI's taxonomy places the organism in Eukaryota, Fungi, Ascomycota, Sordariomycetes, Amphisphaeriales, Sporocadaceae.